AUGGAUGGGGAAAAGAUUCAAAGAGCAGACCUUCCAGAGGGUGAAAAUGAUGAUAGCACACCUCUCCACGCGGCAUCAUCCAAUGGUCACCUCGAGGUUGUAAAGGAUCUCAUUGGCCAAGGAGCAGAUAUAAACAGGGCUAGUAAUGAUAAUUGGACACCUCUCCACGCGGCAUCAUUCAAUGGUCACCUCGAUGUUGUACAGUUUCUCACUGGCCAAGGAGCAGUUCUAAAUAGGGCGGAUAAUGAUGGCAGGACACCUCUCUACGCGGCAUCAUUCAAUGGUCACCUCGAUGUUGUAGAGUUUCUCAUCGGCCAAGGAGCAGAUUUUAAAAGGGCGGAUAAAGAUGGCAGGACACCUCUCUACGCGGCAUCAUUUGAGGGUCAUCUCGAUGUUGUACAGUUUCUAAUUGGCCAAGGAUCAGAUCUUAAUAGGGUGGAUAAGGAUGGCAGGACACCUCUCCACGCGGCAUCAGCAAACGGUCACCUCGAUGUUGUACAGUUUUUCAUUGGGAAGGGAGCAGAUCUACAAAGGGCGGAUAAGGAUGGCUGGACACCUCUCUUCAUGGCAGCAGCAAACGGUCACCUCGAUGUUGUACAGUUUUUCAUUGGGAAGGGAGCAGAUCUAAAAAGGGCGGAUAAGGAUGGCUGGACACCUCUCUACACAGCAUCGUGCAAUGGCCACCUUGAUGUUGUACAGCUUCUUAUUAGGAAAGGAGCAGAUCUGAAUGGUAAUGAUUUGAGCACACUUCUAGAAGCGGCAUCACUCAAAGGUCACCUCAAUGUUGUACAGUUCCUCAUUGGCCAAAAAGCAGAUUUCGCAAGGGCUGGUAUUGGUGGACUCACACCUCUCGAAGCAGCAUCAUUUAAUGGUCAUCUCAAUGUUAUCCAGCCGUUGGUUCACAACAGGAAAGCGGGAGUGUCGAAAAACAGGUGGAUAGCGAAGGAAACGUACACACCUCAAAAACAGAACAGCUCAACACAGACUCUGCAUCUUCUGAACAGGUCGUAG
This is a messenger RNA of Strongylocentrotus purpuratus (purple sea urchin), 1011 nucleotides long. Its product is annotated as ankyrin repeat domain-containing protein 50-like. Gene Ontology annotation, molecular function: protein binding. The record is from RefSeq and is a predicted model, not a curated record. The coding region runs from base 1 to 1011 and encodes 336 amino acids. The transcript has 2 exons. Lineage: Eukaryota; Metazoa; Echinodermata; Echinoidea; Camarodonta; Strongylocentrotidae.